CUGUGCAGCAAUAAUUGUAACAGUCAGUGGAUCCCUAGGCUAGUAUCAGAACUAUGAACAUGUUUAUCUUCUAUUUAACAUUUCUGAUGAUACUGCUUCAAGUCGUUCAGGGAUCUAAGUCCUGCUGGUGGCCCUUUUCAAAACAGCGGUCUGGAAAAUCCGAACCACAACUUGAAAACGACGAACCACAACUUGAAAACAAAGAACCACAACUUGAAAACAACGAACCAAAACCUCCCAACAUACAUACUGUGACGAGCGACACAUACCUCUCAAAUAAGUUGAAAGAAGCCAAACAAAGCCAACAGCUGGUCGUGAUAGAUUUUUUCAUGACACGGUGUUGGCCUUGCAAAUUUAUCGAACCCUUUUUUACUGGAUAUGCAAGACGUUUUCCGGACGUUAUCUUUCUUAAGGUGGACACAGACGAACAGAUCAAGAUUGCAAAAACUUACAAUGUAAAGCGGGUGCCGACUUUUAAGUUCAUCAAGGAAGGAGCAAGCGAGAGUGAACGCAUAGAGGAGACGAUGACAGGAAUAAACAAACUAAACUUUGGGAAGACAUUUGACAAACUGAGUGAAGCUAGCAUACAUGUUGUGAUGAGCGAUGCAUACUUCGAUGAUCAGUUGAAUGAAGCUAAUCAGAAGAAACAACUGGUCGUGAUAAGUUUCUUAGCGAAACAGUGUGAACAUUGCAGGGCUAUAGCACCCUUUAUUGAAGAAUAUGCAAAAAAGUGUAACGAAGCUAUCUUUCUUGAGGUGGAUGUAGACGAACAGAAAAAUAUUGCGGCUAGGUACCAAGUAAACGAGGUGCCAACUUUUAAGUUCAUCAAAAACGGCAAAGAGGAGACGGUGAUUGGAGCAAACAAAGAAGACUUGAAGAUAAAAUUUGAUACAUAAAACCAGCAAUAAACUGUUUUGAUAAUUUUUUGAAAUAAAUUAAUGGAUGGAUAAAAUGGCGUGUUGUUGGAUCGUGUAAUAAAAUUAUGAGGCUGAUAUUUUUUAAAAUGUUGGUAAAUCUUAAAGAAUUAUCUUAAUUAUCUUAUGCUUAUGAUUUUUAAGAUGGUUAGGUCCAUUACAAAAAAUGGGACCCAUUCAGACCUAUUUCAUGUAUAAAGCGAGUGUUAAUAAUUUGUUAAGAGUGUUAAGUUCCUUAAGAUCCAAAAGAGAGUUCAGUUGUCUCCCUUAUUACUGGUUUAUUUAGUGAUGGAUUGUAUCCGUAAGCCUAUGUAUCAUUCUAUUUUAUAUUUAUAAGUAUGUAUGCAGGU
Molecule: messenger RNA, 1264 nt
Organism: Macrosteles quadrilineatus (aster leafhopper)
Lineage: Eukaryota; Metazoa; Arthropoda; Insecta; Hemiptera; Cicadellidae
Product: thioredoxin domain-containing protein 2-like
Exons: 4
Coding region: 54-896 (280 amino acids)
Source: RefSeq, a predicted model, not a curated record